Messenger RNA from Gossypium arboreum, 867 nucleotides. RefSeq lists its product as uncharacterized. The record is from RefSeq and is a predicted model, not a curated record. Bases 1 to 867 code for a protein of 288 amino acids. The transcript has 2 exons. NCBI's taxonomy places the organism in Eukaryota, Viridiplantae, Streptophyta, Magnoliopsida, Malvales, Malvaceae.
AUGCCACUUCCUUUUCCAGGGAGGCUUGUAAGGGAUGAGAAAGAGCAGGAGGAAAAAGGAAUCCUCAAGACAUUCAGGAAGGUGGAGGUAAAUAUCCCUUUACUCGACGCUAUCAAACAAAUCCCUCGUUAUGCAAAAUUCCUCAAGGAAUUGUGUACUAGCAAAAGGAGGUUAAUAGGCAAUAUAGGCAUUAAGAAAGCCAUGUACGAUUUAGGGGCUUCCAUUAAUGUUAUACCUUAUUCUAUUUAUAAACUGAUUAACGCGGGUCCUUUAAAAGAGACAAGAGUAAUAAUCCAGUUGGCGAACAGGAUAGUCGUCUAUCCUGAAGGGCUGCUUGAAGAUGUCCUUGUUAUAGUUAACGAAUUAGUUUUCCCUACAGAUUUUUACAUUAUCGACAUGGAGGAUGACAAUUCGACUAAUUCGGCUAAUUCGUCUGACAUAAUUCUUGGGAGACCAUUCUUGAGUACUGCACGAACGAAAAUUGAUGUUUGUAAUGGAACACUUACCAUGGAAUUUGACGGUGACGUGGUUAGGUUUAGUGUUUAUGGGGAUAUGGGACAUUCAAAUGAUAAGUUACAAAUUGUGCCUUGCAAGAAUAUGGAUCUCAAUUUUAAGCAAAAGGAAUUAUCGAUGAUCCAAAAACCAAUACAUGAAGAUGUGAUGAAAGCCUCAAAAUUGGAAAUCAAACCGUUUCUAGAACAUACAAGGAUUCCAAUAGAGGAAAAUCUAAAGAUGAACAAAGAAGAUCAAAUGAUAGGAGAAUCCGAGAAAUACUUCAAGGAUAGUGGAAAAAGGUCGAAACCUUUCUGCAAGAACAUCCAAGUGCACAAGAUGGGAAAAUUAAUUCUCAAUAAACCCAAAGGAUAA